AUGGAUUUUAGAAUACUUUGCUCCAUGUUGUCAAUGAUGUACUCUGGAAUUUUACAUGCAGUCUCAUCCGCUCCUAUGGAAGAGGAUACAGCGGCUUCCACCACAACCACCCCGGUGCCAGUGCGCCACAUCAGGAACAAGCGAUGCUCCUGCUCAACGUUCCUGGACAAGGAGUGCGUUUACUUCUGUCACCUGGACAUCAUAUGGGUCAACACGCCUGAGCGCGUGGUUUCCUACGGUCUGGGCAACGCUUCUAGAAAGAAGCGCGCCAUCAAGGAUCCCGCCAUCUCCAAGCAGGACCCUCGCUGCAAGUGCGUCCAUGAAGAUGACAGCACAUGUACAAACUUCUGUCAGCUUGAAAUUUACCUGAGGUACAACAUGUUGCCAGACACGGCGAUCCACCCCGCCGUGGGCGCUGACUGUGCUGAGAGGCAUCAGUGCAAACACAAGUUGGCAGCCAAGACGAGUAGGAUUAAAAGGGUGAAAUACAGAGACCAAAAAGCAGUGGGCCCCUCAGCUCUUCGGGCCACAGUCAAAGCUCGCUUGCUGCUGGAGAAAUGGAUGGUGGGACAACAACACAGGGCACGAGAAGAGAGAUGA
Messenger RNA from Salvelinus namaycush (lake trout), 600 nucleotides. RefSeq names its product endothelin 1 (gene edn1). Bases 1 to 600 code for a protein of 199 amino acids. The transcript has 5 exons. Gene Ontology annotation, cellular component: extracellular region. NCBI's taxonomy places the organism in Eukaryota, Metazoa, Chordata, Actinopteri, Salmoniformes, Salmonidae. The record is from RefSeq and is a predicted model, not a curated record. Gene Ontology annotation, biological process: intracellular calcium ion homeostasis; regulation of vasoconstriction; vein smooth muscle contraction. Gene Ontology annotation, molecular function: endothelin B receptor binding; endothelin A receptor binding; hormone activity.